AUGACUGUCGUGCGACGGAUGCGACAAACCACCAUCACUCCUAUCUCCAUCCAGGCAGCAAACCAAGAAUUAUAUCUUUUAUUGAAGUCUAUGGCCACCGAAAGUGUUGACGACACCUUAUUUAUCGUUGACUUUGGGAUUAGGAGUAUAGUUAUAAGUGAUAUUGACUACACCGGUGGUUUGCUUCCAACUUCAAAGGCAUCCUCAAUCAUUGAAGGGGAGGAAGUAGAAGGUGUUAAGAAUGGACUUUCUUCUGCUAUUCAAUCUAGAGAAAAGAUUGUUUUAAAUGUCACAUCCAGUGGAAUUGCAUCUUUACUCCUACCUGGUGGCAGAACGGCUCAUUCUAGAUUUUCAAUACCCAUUACGAUUACUGAUGAAUCUACUUGCAACAUCAAGCAUGGCAGUUUGAAGGCUGAGCUGCUCAUCCAAAGUAGCUUAAUAAUUUGGGAUGAAACUCCAAUGCUUGAUAAAAUGUGCUUUGAAACACUUGAUCGGACGCUCAGGGAUCUUAUGUCAGUUACCGAUCAACAUAAGACACAUCAACCAUUUGAUGGUAAGGUUGUUGUUCUAGGAGAUGAAGGUGAAAUGAAGAGAUUUGCUAAUUGGAUACUUGAUGUUGGAAAUGGAAAUAUUGAUUCUAUUGUUGGUGAUGAAUCAGAAGUUGAAAUUCCAGAUGAUCUAUUGAUUACAACUACUGAUGAUCCUCUAUCUCAUUUAGUAGAUUUUGCAUAUCCAAAUUUGUUGCAAAACAUGUCAGAUUAUAGAUUUUUUUAG
Arachis ipaensis is the source of this 774-nucleotide messenger RNA. The record is from RefSeq and is a predicted model, not a curated record. NCBI's taxonomy places the organism in Eukaryota, Viridiplantae, Streptophyta, Magnoliopsida, Fabales, Fabaceae.